Messenger RNA from Struthio camelus australis, 2082 nucleotides. Lineage: Eukaryota; Metazoa; Chordata; Aves; Struthioniformes; Struthionidae. The record is from RefSeq and is a predicted model, not a curated record.
CAGCAUUAUCCGGGUCCACGGAUAAUCUGCGGCCUUGGACAGCGCCUCAGCAGCUUCACUAGCGUGGUGGGCCCUUGUGCCCUAGAGCUCAGUAAACACCGCGCGGGAGGCGGUGCGGGGAGAGGGGUUCCUCGCCUCUGUACAGGCAGCACCGUUCCCUAGGGAGAGACCGGUGGAAGAGGCUUCCCUCCUUGCCCGGGGAAGAGGGCAGUUCGGAUCAUCCUUCCCCGGUUGCGUGGGCACCUGCGCGUCCGCGUUAGCUGGGGCCGCCACGUCAGGGCCUGCUGCAUCUUCUCUACUGGAAACCUUUCCAGUCUCUGGGUGCUGGGUUUGUUUUCACGCAUCUCUGGUUUUGGUGCGUCUCCAGGAAUAAACGUGAUGAUCCUUUACUCCCUUUUAGCCACUAGCCGGUUUUACCGCUAUGGCCACGCUGAGUGUGAAGCCGGGACAGAGGUUCACCUUGCGGGACUGGCACACCAACUCUGAGCUCAUCUCGGUUAACGCCGAACGCCAGCGUUCUGCUUCCCACUGCAUCCGGCAGGAAGCCCGGGUUCUCCGCAACGAAACCAACAACCAGACAAAAUGGGAUGAGCAUGACAACCAAACCCGCCUGGCUGAACGUAUCAACAGUGUGAACAGAUGGAAGGAGACUCUGGACAAGUGCCUUGCAGACGUAGAUGCGGAAAUUGAUGCCUUAGCCAAAGUGAAGGAAGCAGCUGAACAUGCCCUCCAGGCAAAGAACUUGCCUUUGGAUGUUGCCAUUGAGUGCCUGACACUCCGCGAGAGCCGCCGCGCCAUCGACGUGGUGAGGGACCCCGUGGAGGAGGAGCUGCAUAAGGAGGUGGAGGCGAUAGAAAAGGCCAAGAGAGACCUGCAGCAGAGGACAAAUGAAGCCUUCGAGCAGCUCUGCCUUUUACAGGAAGCUCGCCAGCAGUUGAACUUUGAUCAUCGGGGCAAGAUGGAAGCGCUGGAAAUAGAUCGAGUGUGCUUAUCCCUCAAUGUGAACUCUCCCAACAUCUCCUUCAAGGUCAAUCCAACACGGGUCCCAGACGGAUCAACUGCACUUCAGGACUGGGACAAUUAUAGCCAACGCAACAAGGACCAUGCUGAGGCAGAAAUGAAAGCCUCAAAUGAGCUCCGGGAAGCAAUAGCACUUACCAUUGCCCGGACGAACAACGAGCUGGAGGCUCAGCGUGUAGCUACAGAGUUUGCUUUACGCAAGAGGAUUCGAGACUUGGAAAAAGCCUAUGAUGAGCUGAAAUGGCAGGAGAAGAAUACCUUGGAGGAAAUUGCUGAGAUGGAAGAGGACAUUCGACGUUUGGAAGAUGAUCUUCGGAGGAAAAUGCAAGACCUGAAACUGGCACACACUCGCCUGGAAACCCGCACGUAUCGGCCCAAUGUGGAGCUAUGUCGGGAUCAGGUCCAGUACGGUCUGACAGAUGAGGUACAGCAGCUGGAGGGAACGAUCAGUGCCCUGAAGCAGAAGCUAGCGCAGGCACAGGAUGCCUUGGACGCUCUCUACAAACAACUCUACCGCAUCCAGACAGAUGUUGGCUACAAAGCUAAUUCCCUGGUGCUAGAAAACAAGUGCAUAGACAGCCGGAGAAAGCUCACAGUCCCUGCCGAGAAAUUUGUGCCAGAGGUUGACACCUUCAACCGGACCACGAACCGUACACUCUCCCCGCUGAAGAGCAGGCAGUUGGAGCUGGCUUAGUGUGCUGUGGCAUGUUGUGCAAUGAGCCACACCAAAGAGAAAGCUACCAGUGACUCAGUUCCGUAGCAAGAAAAAUGGACAUCUGUGUCAUGUUAGGAUAAUGUAAUUCUCUUCCCUCCCCCUGGUUUGUUAUAUAACUGUCUGUCCCCUUGUAUGAUGUUUAUAGCCUCUUGCACUCUGAGGAGCAUUAUAAACAAUAUAGAGUCUGUCCCCAAGAGCAGUUGUCAUCUGAAUGUGUUGGAAGCAUUUCACGGUGAUUGAAUCCAUCUGGACUCUUUAGUGCUUUAAGUCCUUUAAAGUGCAAGGUUGUGCUCUGAAAAGGGACUGUGUAACAGUGGCAGCAUGCCAGAUCUGCUCUGUGGGUGUAU